Molecule: messenger RNA, 390 nt
Organism: Dracunculus medinensis (Guinea worm)
Lineage: Eukaryota; Metazoa; Nematoda; Chromadorea; Rhabditida; Dracunculidae
Source: the annotation of a GenBank genome assembly
UGGUUUUUUCCGCUCCCAAGCGUAUCUUGCGAUGGAUGUAUGACGCCGAGUUUUUCGGGUGAUCGUUAUAAAUGUUUGCGAUGCUAUGAUUUCGAUUUAUGCGCAAGAUGUUAUGCCGAAGAACGUGAUGAAAAUCAUUCUUCAUCUCAUCCUAUGCAAUGUAUGAUGACUCAAGAAGAUUUUGAAUUAACAUAUGAAGGCGAUUCAUCUCAUUCUUGGGAUAGAUCGCGAGUCGUCGUUUUUACUUGUCCUGUAUGUGGAAUAAACGGUUUGCUUAGAGAAACUCUUGUUAAUCAUAUCAUCGAUGAACAUUCAAAUCAAAGGUCCGGAUCACAUCGGCUGCCUGAAAUGGUUUAUUCAUUUAAUUUUUCUUUAAUUUUAAAUUUUUAA